AUUCUCAAAAAACUAGUUCAUCUAAAAGAAGAGGAGUUGGUAAAUGUAACGUGGGACAUUGGCGUCUUCCACUUGUCCUCUGCUCUGCCGUCUGCCUAUCAAAAACUGGUGUUUCAUUCUCCGUCACCACAAAGCUUUCACACAAUUCAGUGAAAUGGAAGGGGGAUUGAAGCCGAUGGAUGCAGAGCAACUGCGAGAGUAUGGUCACAAGAUGGUAGAUUUCAUUGCUGAUUACUACAAAAACAUUGAGAAUUUCCCCGUUCUCAGUCAAGUCCAGCCUGGUUAUCUCCGUAAGCUUUUGCCUGAAACCGCACCUGCUCAUUCUGAGACAUUGCAAGCCGUUCUUGAAGAUGUUGAAACAAAAAUAUUACCAGGGGUGACCCACUGGCAGAGCCCAGAUUACUUUGCAUAUUUUCCUUCAAAUAGUAGUGUGGCUGGAUUUUUGGGGGAAAUGCUCAGUGCCGGGAUUAACAUGGUGGGCUUUAGUUGGAUAACUUCUCCAGCAGCGACAGAACUUGAAAUGAUCGUUCUGGAUUGGCUUGCUAAAGCACUUAAGUUGCCUGAUGAAUUCCUUUCAACAGGUCAAGGAGGUGGAGUGAUACAGGGAACAGCAAGUGAAGCUGUUCUAGUUGUGAUUUUAGCUGCUAGGGAUAAGGUUCUGAGAAGAGUCGGAAAAGAUGCAAUCAGCAAACUUGUGGUCUAUUGUUCUGAUCAAACUCAUUCUUCUUUACAGAAAGCUUGCCAGAUCGGAGGAAUUUAUCCUGAGAACUUUCGGGUGCUGAAAGCAGACCCAUCCAGGGAUUAUGCUCUUUCUCCUGAUACACUUUCAGAAGCUGUAUCACAUGACAUGGCCACUGGUUUAAUACCUUUCUUCUUUUGUGCUACUAUUGGUACAACAUCUUCAACUGCUGUGGAUCCUUUGCUCGAACUGGGAAAGAUUGCCAAGAGUAAUAGCAUAUGGUUUCAUGUGGAUGCGGCCUAUGCUGGAAGUGCAUGUAUCUGUCCAGAAUACCGGGGCUAUAUGAAUGGUGUCGAAGAAGCUGAUUCGUUCAACAUGAAUGCACAUAAGUGGUUUCUGACAAACUUUGACUGUUCCGCUCUCUGGGUCAAGGACCGGAGUGCACUCAUCCAGUCACUGUCAACAAAUCCUGAGUAUCUCAAAAACAAAGCCUCUCAAGAAAACUUGGUUGUGGAUUACAAAGAUUGGCAAAUUCCUCUUGGACGCAGGUUCAGAUCACUGAAGCUGUGGAUGGUAUUGAGACUCUAUGGGCUGGAAAAGCUUCAAGCUUACAUAAGAAACCAUAUAGAACUAGCAAAGCUAUUUGAGGAACUUGUUGCUCAAGACAAGAGGUUUGAGAUUGUCACCCCUCGGAAGUUCUCAUUGGUUUGUUUUCGCCUACUUCCACCCCCAAGUAAUGAAGAUUAUGCCAACAAACUGAACCAUGACCUGCUAGAUUCUGUCAACUCAACUGGGAAACUGUUUAUUUCUCACACGCUUCUUUCAGAUAGAUACAUACUACGCUUUGCAGUAGGGGCUCCACUGACAGAAGAGAGGCACAUCGUUGGAGCUUGGAAAGUUUUACAAGAUGAGGCUGCUACAUUGUUAAGUAAAUGUUAAUAUUAAUCCAUUAUUUCACGUCAUUAUUAAUUGACCACAUUAUUGAAAUGCAAUUUAUUUUGUCUUGUUCUCAUUGAUACUUUUAUUACAGUACUUUACUUUGAUUGACUUUUCUGUUCUACUUACGGAAGCUUAGAAUACUGCUAGGUUUUUUUGCUUUUCUGCGACAAUUGGAAACUUGUCUACCUCUACAUGUUAUCAUUGAUCACAUGAUGUAACUCAACUGAACUCGGAAGAUCUUUAAUUCUGAUAGUUGACUGAAAGAA
Messenger RNA from Solanum pennellii, 1884 nucleotides. Its product is annotated as tyrosine decarboxylase 1. Lineage: Eukaryota; Viridiplantae; Streptophyta; Magnoliopsida; Solanales; Solanaceae. The record is from RefSeq and is a predicted model, not a curated record. The coding region runs from base 155 to 1618 and encodes 487 amino acids. The transcript has 13 exons. Gene Ontology annotation, biological process: amino acid metabolic process. Gene Ontology annotation, molecular function: pyridoxal phosphate binding; carboxy-lyase activity.